Molecule: messenger RNA, 1422 nt
Organism: Moneuplotes crassus
Lineage: Eukaryota; Ciliophora; Spirotrichea; Euplotida; Euplotidae
Source: the annotation of a GenBank genome assembly
AUGUUAAUCGAAUAUGGGAUUUUACAUGCAAUAAUUAUCCUGCUGAAAAUCCAGUUGUUCGGAGUCCUCCCAACCCUUGCAAUCCUGGUAGCUGGGUUCUAUGGGCUGAGCAAGGUGCUGGAUAGGUUCGGAUAUCAGUUCGCAGUUGGCCAAGAUGUCCAGUUCUUCUUUAAUUCUGGGAAAGAAUCUGCAAAUUGUAUUGGAAUCAUUGAAAUGGAGAAGAUCAGCGCAAAAACUCUUAAGGAAGAAUGCUUCCUCAAAAAGGGAAUUAGUAAUGUUAGGAAGUUGAGGCAGGUCCCUGUCAACUUCUUAGGAAUCCAGCUUUGGAAAGAUAUUGCUCCAGAGACAGCUAUUAAUCAGUUUUCUACUAUUGAUGAAAAGUUCUCAAGCCAGGAUGACGUAAUAAAACACUGAAAUGAGUGGGCGAGAGAAAACAUCUCUCUAGAGAAACCUCAAUGGGAAAUUAAAUUCAAGGAAAACCAUACUGAGACUACUUCUUUGUUGUUAAUGAAGUGCCAUCACUCAUUCACUGAUGGAGUAGGGGUCAUUACCUUGUUCGCUUUCCUCAAUGACGAAUCACUGUGCCCCAAAAUGAUGCCAAAAUACAAGGAUUUUUCAUGUCUUCAAGCAGUACUAUUAACUUUAUUUACUCCAAUAGCUUUGUUGUGGCAAUACUGUGUAGUACUCUUUCAUAAGGCCCAUGAGUCGAAUAGGAUGAUACACACUCCUACUGGAAGACUAUCUGGAGAGUCCAUCUUUUUGAAGACAAAGACUUUUGACUUUAAAGAUAUUAGGAAAUGUUACAAAAUGUUUGAGAACACUACAUUCAAUAACUACGUCAUGGGCGUUUUGAGUAAGAGCAUGCAUUCUUGGUUUACCAAGAAUGGGGUUGAGGCUCCUGAGAGUCUUAUAAUGAGCUGCCCAGUCUCUAUGAAGACGUUACCUAAAUCUGUUGCUGAUAUCAACCUGAAUAAUUACACAUCAAGCGUGACGAUCCAAUUCCCUGUUCUAGAAAAUCUGAAAGAAUCUUUAAAAAUCACAAAAAGAAGGUUUGCUGAAUUCUUUAAAUUUUAUCACCUAAUUCCAACAGUUUACUUCCAGAAGUUGUUCAGGUACAUCCCCAGGAAGAUAGGGAGCUACCUGUAUGACAAGUUUAUACAAGAGGUGGAUUUCCUUUUGACAAACGUAAGCGGACCUCGUGAACCUAUCUAUCUCUGAAACAAGAAAAUACUAAAAAUCACUCCCUUCCUUAGCAAUUUCUCAAACAUGGACUUAGUAGUGGUCUGCUUCUCUUAUAACCAGAAGGUUAGCUUCCAGAUCAUUGCCGACAAGGAGAUCCAGAUGAACCCUUAUGACUUGAAGGAGUUCAUUGAAACUAACUUCGAUGGAAGAGUUCUUAAACUCAAGAACGAAAAUAUUUAA